Messenger RNA from Naegleria fowleri, 2328 nucleotides. RefSeq lists its product as uncharacterized. The record is from RefSeq and is a predicted model, not a curated record. The coding region runs from base 1 to 2328 and encodes 775 amino acids. NCBI's taxonomy places the organism in Eukaryota, Heterolobosea, Eutetramitea, Acrasida, Naegleriidae. The transcript has 5 exons. Gene Ontology annotation, cellular component: glucosidase II complex. Gene Ontology annotation, molecular function: protein binding. Gene Ontology annotation, biological process: N-glycan processing.
AUGACGCUGUUCGGAAUUUGGCAAAGGAAAGCCUCGAUUACUCCGUCAUCAUAUUCUUUGUAUUGUAUUGUGAUGAUGAUGAUUUCCGUGGCCUCUCUAGUCAUUGUGGUGCAACAAUGUGGCGCUGCUGAGCUUAACUCUGUCGAAAGAACUACCUACGGUGUUGGCCCUGGUUUACUUGAAAAAUAUAUUCAAAAAUCGGAACAACAACAAUUUCAAUGUUUACAAUCAAAAGAAAUGAUCAGUUUUGAUUCCGUAAAUGACAAUUAUUGCGAUUGUAAGGAUGGAAGCGACGAACCUGGAACAAGCGCCUGUAGCAAUGCAGUGUUAUCUUUCAACUCUGAUACAAAAUUCUAUUGCAAAAACAAAUAUUUCAAGCCACAGUACAUCUCUCAUAGCAAAGUGAAUGACGGUGUGUGUGAUUGUUGUGAUGGCUCAGACGAAAACUUUGCCUCUACAUUUGGUGAGGCCUCUAUGAAUGUUUGUGAGGAUACAUGUAAGGAAUUGGGCAAGGAAAUUGUCGCCUCUUUACAGAAUGAAAUUAAUGCAAUGAAAUCGGCCAUGAAUUCUGUUGCUGCUGACAUUGAAUAUGGAAAAUCAAAGAUUUCCGAAUUUGAAAAUCAACAAAAAGAUUUAACUCAAUCAAUUGCAGACAAAGAAAAAUUAUUAGAGGAGCUUAAAACUAAAAAAGAUGAAGCCGAAAAAGUGGAGCAAUUAGAAAAAGAUUUGCUGAGAGCAAAGAAGAAGAAAGAAUGGGAAGAACAACAAGAUCAACAACCAAAGGAAGCUCCACAAACUCCACCUUCAGAAGCAAGUAGCACUGAAUCUGAGGCUACCGCUCAGGAUAACCAAGCUGAACCUCCUCAACCACCCCCUCAACCAAUGUUUGUUGACGAUGAAGAAAUAAUCAACUUUAAAUUACCAGAUAUGUAUUCAAUUUUUACUCGACCCUUGCAAUGCAUUCGUCACACAACUUCGUUAUUUAAAUUAUAUUAUUAUCAUCACAUUUACGAUAUUAAUGCUCUUGAAUUAUUUAAAAAAGCUGCUGAGGAAGUAAGAAAUCAAUACAAUCAAUUGAACAAUGAAUUGUCCAAUGUGAGAAAUUCCUUGAAUGAAGUUCAAAAGAAAUUGAGUUAUAAUUAUGGAAAAAACAAAGAAUUUUACAAGCUGAGCGAACCAUGUUUUGAGAUUCAACAAAAACAGUAUUCAUAUGAAGUUUGUCCAUACAAUAAGGCCAACCAAAAGGAGAACUACUCUUCAACCCUUCUGGGAAAUUUCAAAGAAUUUAAUAGUGCUACCAACAUUAUGACUUUUGAGGAUGGUCAACAUUGCUGGAAAGUGGGAGCAAGAAAAGCCAUUCUCAAACUGAAAUGUGGUGCCUCUAACAAGUUAGUCAAAGUGGACGAGCCCUCCACAUGCGAAUAUCACUUGGAAAUGGAAACUCCAUAUGCAUGCUCGUGGAUUCGUUUGACAAUUUGUUCCAUCUCAUUCAAAAAUAUUGUACCAGAAAUUAAAAAAUAUUUCACACCACCAUCUGUUGUUUUGAAUUUGAACGAUCCAAAUCUCAUUCUUAAUCAUCAUGGAGAUCUCUAUUUUGCAUUGUAUCCAAAUUAUAUUUCGGGUCCACAAACCAAUCAACUCAAACAUCCAGUCAGAGGACCAUUUGUGGAUGGAGAAAAGAAGAUGAAAGGUCUUGAUGCAACCAUUGAUUAUAUUAGUAAACAUGAAAAAGUCUAUGCUCCUUGGAGAAUUCAAGCAUCAUCAGUGGUGUUUGGAGACAAGAUCCACCAAAAUAACCAACCAAGCACUGUGAAUGUCAAACUGUCAUCUCUUUCAACGAAACAACUGAAAGUAUUCAAAUGGAAUCUAUUGAUCUACUUGAAGCGUUCCGAUGGUGAUGAUCAAGCGGAAAUGACAUCAAGACAAAAAAAAAGAACACGUCACACUGAAGAACAUGAUUACAACAAUGAAAGCGAUGAAGACUAUGAAGAACCACCAUCGUACGAUGAGGAUCCAUCUGAUGAAGAUUACUCUAUUGAGACUGAUGAGGAGAUCGCCACACCAAGCAAUCCAUCUCCCUCUCGAAGAUUGACUCGAAGCACUUCCAAAUCAUCAUCAUGUACAGACUCUUCUUCAAAAGACUUGUGUAGCAGUGACAACACCAAUGGUUCAAACCAAUGCAUGACUUCAGAAAGUCCAUCAAAGAAAAACAAGACUUCAAAUCCUUCCACGCCAGAAAGGAACAUUGGAUUAAGUCAUGAAGAAAGAUCAUGGCAGUUGUUCAUCGAGGAAGAGAUCGAUCUAAUCAAGAAAGAUUUGAAACACUAA